Molecule: messenger RNA, 299 nt
Organism: Owenia fusiformis
Lineage: Eukaryota; Metazoa; Annelida; Polychaeta; Sabellida; Oweniidae
Source: the annotation of a GenBank genome assembly
ACACAAAUUAAGCCUAUAUUGCAAGUGUCACAAACACACUGGAGGAGAAAUGAUCUAUUGUGACACUUGCCUCAACUGGUUUCAUUUUUCCUGCAUGAAGCAAAAUCUAACUGCCAGCGAUAUUGCAAGGCUUGCACUCAAGGAAAGUUAUAAGUGCCCAUACUGCUGUAAAAAAACUGAGAUCAAGAAUAAUCUCCUAGGAUCAAGGACAAUCACCUAUUAUACAAAACAAUCACCAAGGAUGAAGAACAAUUACCUACAUGUAGGAUCUAGAACAAUCACCUUAGCUUCAAAACAAU